GAAUGACUCAUCAGAAAUAUUUAAAAUUUUCAGAGUAGAUAAAUAUCGAUGAGUAGAACAAAAGUUAUCAUAGAUCUCAAAUUCCAAAAUACUUCCUUCUAGGAAAGAUUGUAAAGACUAGAAAUUAUACUUGUAAUCGAACCGAUGAUUAUUAAGUUUCCAGUUGUUAUCAAAAUCUCAGUUCUAAAUAUUGAGCCAACACUUUCUCAUCAUACGAUAAAUGCGUCAGAUCAUGCUGAAUGAAUUUAUUAUGUUCACGAAAAGUUAACCAAGUAAAUAGAAGUUAAUUUCGGUCUAAACAAAAGAUUUUUCACAUCGAAAUUUCGAACGCACAUGUCUGUACUAUCGAAUGAGUCAUAAAUAAUGAACCUCUCAGUAUUUUGACCAUAAUUUUUUUUAUACUUCUCAAGUCUUCGAUCUGAUUGUUUUACCAAAACAUGUAUCAUUGAAAUCUCUACUAAAACUUGAUAAAACUUAUUAACUAUAGAAUGAUAAGGAGAUAAAUUAAACAAAAAACACUUAAGAUCUAGAAACAGAUCAAAUUUCUAAACUCACAUCCACAUCCUAAUUCAUGAAACAUCAUAUUACCCAGUAUUGAUUGAAUAGAUACUAAAUCAAUCUUAGAGAUUUCCAUCGAUUUAAUCCUAUUCGAAGAAUUUGAAAAUUUCCAGUUGUUUUGAUCUGUAGUUCUAGAGUUUUUGGAAAAGAUCUGAUAACGGAGCCUAGAUAGCAUCUUUUAAGUUCGGAUUUGUUUUAUAUUAAAGAGAAACGACUUCUGCAUUACGUUCAUUAAUAAAAUUUUAUCUGAUAAUUUUUUUCUUAAAUUCAGUUGGCAGAAGAUUUAAAAAAGCAACAGAUUUAGACCAUUUUUAAUAGAAUUUCGUUUCGUUGUCUUUCGAAUUGUUUGAAAUUCUCUAAAUUUUCUAAGGGAAAAUAGCUUAGAAAGUUUAUCUGUUUCUAGGUGCUGAGUAUUUUUCGCUUAAUUUAUCGUCGUACCAUUCUAUAGAAAUGAGUCUUAAGAAGUUUUCAUUGAGAUUUUGGUGGCAUAUCUUUUUGUAAAACAAUCAAAUCGAAAAGUUAAGAAAGACAAACAUUAUAGUCAAAAUACUGAGAGGUUCAUUGUUUAUGAGCCAUCUGAUAUUUUUAACCUACCUUCGUUACAAAAUAUUCGAAAAGAUUUCAUUCUCUUGUCAAGUUCUUGACAAAUACUACCAUCAUGUAAUUGUAAAAUUAUUUUCGACAUUAAGAAACCUUGAAAUAGAAAGUCUAAUAUAAAAUCCAUAUUAUCUUUCUAUCAGCAAUAGUAUCCUUUCAUGAAUUGCAAUGCCUUUCAGCUGUAUUAAAUAAUUAUUUUAAAUAAGAAUAGAUCAAAAUUCUCAAUUGUAAAGAAAUUAUAUCUUUAUUGGAAAAACAUAGAAAUUAUUACUAUUAGAAAUUCUAAGAGUUUUAUAUUGUAUGUAUUUGUAGAACUGAGAUAAUAAACUGUUCCUCGAAAGAAUUAAGGAUUUAAUUGACACGAUAUUUUGCCGGUUAACUCAAGAAUUCCAAUCAUUUGCUAGAAACUAAUAGUAUAAUAUUUUUCCAAACGAAAAAACCUAGGUAUUCCAAAUAGUGUUCAGUACUUGUAGAAAAACAAGGUUUCAUCUCAAUCGAACGUACUAUGUCGAAGAAACCGAGGACGAUUCUACACUUUUUUCGUCAGGUGAUCGAAAACUGACAGUGUUAGAGGUUCAUGACCGAUACUCUCAGCAUCUUUAGAAAUUAUCAUUAGGAUAAUUUUGUAUAUAAAGAAUAAUUGCAACGCAAGUUUUUCUGCUAGGGAUUUCAAGAGUUGAAUAUGAAUCGAAAACAUACUGUUUGUAACAUCUGGAAAGCGGCGAGAGAGAAAUUUCUUAAAUAACAAUAAUAAUUAUUAUUAUUAUUUGAUUUAGAUUUGUGAAAUUUGUGAUGUUGUAGAAACAGGAAAAAUCUAUAAUCUUGGUGUAACACGUACAAAUAAAGGUCUUCGUUUAAAACAUGGAAAUAAUGAACGUAUAUUUCGACUUGAAUAUGUAUCAAAUAAUGAAAUAUCUGAUUUUGAAUUUCAACGUUGGAGAGAAGCAAUGAUCAAACAAGGUAUUUCAUUGCCAACAUUAGAUGAUCUUGAAAAAAAAAUGAAAGAAAUUGAAGAAAGUAAACAUUAUGUUUAUAAUAAUAAUGAUAUAACACAAAUAGUACAAGAAAAAAAACGAUUUCGUAAAGCACCAAUAAAUUAUGCUGUAACAAAAAAUGAAUUAUUAAAAGAAAUAGAAAUAGCAAAAGAUGAAAAUGAUAUUGAAAGAGAAACUGAAUUAAGAAAACGGCUUACUGAAAUGGAAGAACGAGCGUCAGAACUUGAUCGUAAAAGAUCAGAGAAUAUUUCUGUUAUGGCGUAA
Rotaria sordida is the source of this 2414-nucleotide messenger RNA. The record is from the annotation of a GenBank genome assembly. NCBI's taxonomy places the organism in Eukaryota, Metazoa, Rotifera, Eurotatoria, Philodinida, Philodinidae.